Messenger RNA from Sabethes cyaneus, 2796 nucleotides. RefSeq names its product interferon-related developmental regulator 2 (gene Ifrd1). Bases 854 to 2170 code for a protein of 438 amino acids. NCBI's taxonomy places the organism in Eukaryota, Metazoa, Arthropoda, Insecta, Diptera, Culicidae. The record is from RefSeq and is a predicted model, not a curated record. The transcript is spliced from 2 exons.
CGCUCGCGCUUACGUACGAAUGGAAAAAUUUUCUUCGCACACGCGUGAAUAAUUUUUCAGCCAAGUGCAUUCCGUCGUGUUAGCCAAGUUGCAAAAGUCUGUCGUGAAAGGAAGGGAAAAUCGAUUUUUCUUCACAAUCCGCAGCAGUAAUCAGUUUGAUUACUCAUCCAGCCGCGAGUGAUUAGUGACGUAAAGAUUGAAAAUUGCUUAAUAUUACCAGUGCUUGCGUUUGGUAGUGAAAUCUUUUGCUGAAGAAUCAUCAGCACAAGAAGCACAGACUAUCGAUCGGUUGAUAAGUGACUUCCCAGCCGUAGCAGCAGGAGUGAGUAAGCAGCAGCAGCUGGACAAGCACAUCAUGCACGGUGCUUUAUUUCACAACAUUGCUGCUAGCGAAAUUGAUGCUCAAGUGGAUAAAAACGAAAAUUGUUUGUACAAAACUACUGCUAUAGGCACAGAUACUUUUAUUCCGUAUGAAGCGAUCUGUCUCGUAACAGGUUUGCCCGUCGUACAACAGCCUCAGGGGAGAAGAUCCUGAUUCUUGUCGGCGUCUACGUGAGCGCAAGUGUGAAACAGCGGGCCAGACAGUGAUUGCAAUUUUUGACUUUGCUGCUGAUUAUAAAUUAAAAGUGUGGGAGAACAAUUUCGAAACGGCUUACGUCUUAAAACUUGUUAAGUCAAAAUAGACGAAGAAAAAAAAAUACCUACACGCUAGUAGUGAAAGGUGCUCAUAGAAGCUGGUUUUAAAUUUAGAGAAGCAAAUAAGAAAACGGUAAGGUUUUCUGUUGAGUUGCAGUUGAUCAGUUGCAGCCUGAAGUCGUUCCCGUCGAGUGGCAGAGGAAAGUACAGCAGCAAGAUGCCGCGGAACCGAAAGAAACAUCUAGCCAAUGGCAACUCACACCACAACGCCGAAUCCGACGACGAACUGUCCAACGAUGCCGGCAGCGUGUACUCGUACCAGUCGGAGAACGCAAAUGAUGCCUACAAUAACAACAACGAUGGCGGCGAUGGCGGCGGCCAGCAGCAGGAUCAGUACGAGGAGCGGUUGAAGUACGAGGAAAAGUUGCUGCAAGCGAUCGAGAACGUAUCGGACAAAUCGCUCCAGACGCGCAUCAGCGCGUUCCAGCUGAUCAACGAAACGCUCGUCCACCAUUACAUACCGGAGUUCAUCGACGAUCGCAAGAUGACGCUGAUGGAUGCGAUCGAAAAGUCGAUCAAGAAGGGCAAAGGCUCCGAGCAGUCCUGGGCGGCUCGGAUUAUUCCGCUGCUGGUGAUUCAACUGGACGGCGCUGACGAUAUAAACGAACUGAUCAAAGUGCUGAAACCGGUGCUGGUGGCGACCGCGCUGGACACGGCCGCUUCCUACGAUGCCCGGGCCAAGUGCUGCAUGGCACUCGGAUUGAUGAACUUUCUCGCUUCCGACGAUCCGGGAGAUCUACUGCCACUGAUGAAAAACUUCGAAACCAUCUUCUCCGGAAGUUAUCUGAAAGGCGACAGCAGUCCAAGCACGGCCGGAAUCGACGCUGCCACGCUGCACAGUUCCGCACUCAGCGCUUGGGCCCUGCUACUUACGCAAAUUCCUUCCGGUGAUCUCGUAUCCAUGGUCAACAGCGGAAACGCGCUGAUCCCUUCAAUCAAAAAACUAACCGGAAUGCUUCAAAGUCCCCAUUUGGAGGUCCGCAUGGCAGCCGGAGAAACGUUGGCCCUCAUCCUGGAAAGCGGCCGUUCUCACGAUGAAGAUUUCCUGACCGAAGAGCUGAACGAUCUGAUCGAAGCCACCCAAAAGCUAGCUACCGACGCUCACAAGUAUCGCGCCAAGCGGGACCGCAAGGUCCAGCGGGCUACCUUCCGCGACGUUCACCGCUACCUGGAGGAGGACAUCCUGCCGGAAAUCUCCAUCAAAUUCGGCAAGGAAACGCUCCUGCUGGACACCUGGUCGCUGCACCAUCAGUACAUCUGCUUGCGAAACGCGCUCGGUUUCGGCAUGAACGUUCACCUGUCGGAGAACGCUUUCCUACGCGACGUGCUCCAGCUCGGGGCCAAGAUGGACGAACAGGAACGCAACUGCAAGAUGGCUAAGGCCGAGAAGAAGUUCAUCAAUGCGGCCGCCUUCAAGGCACGGUCGAUUACGCGCGGUAAGAACCGCGACAAACGGUCCGCCGUUAUCAACUAGGGUGUAUCCGAGACGGGGGAUCCGAGGAAGGCUGCCCUGUGGCUGUAAAUAGGUGUGAUUUAUUUUUUUUUAAACUUCGUUAAUUUCUUCACUUGUUAGUUUAGGUUAUCCAAAUUUUACGUAUUUGUAUAUUUGGUGCUUACUUAAAUUCGUUAGUGGUGUUUGUUGUAGUUUGCUUCACGAAUCAGAACCCGCAGAUUUCCGGAACUGUUGAGUAACAAAACAAAAAACAAUUCGCAAAAUUGGUCACUUUUUAAGAAUCGAAAUUUAUGGUAAAACAAAACUUAUGUCGAAACGGUUAGUUUUAACGCUGGAUAAAAAGCUGCUUGGGGCCCGUUUGGUCUUCAACGGGCGGCAGAUUUUAGAUAAUGAAUAAAUUGUGUGAAACGCCACAACUGUGUGGGCAAGGUAACUAGGAAGGAGGAGAACAUGUAGAUGUCACUCGAUGGCCAAGUUUGCCAAGUUUAUUAGAAACACCCGUAACCGAUCUAGCAAAUAUCCAAUUGCAUGUAGGGGAGAAUUUCUAUGUAAUACCUACUAUUACCUACUACUACCUAUUAUAGCUCAACCCAAUUAGUGUGAGUAAUAAACAAUUCAAAUAAAGUAAUCCGUGUAUCGCAAUCCGA